CAGUGACUCGACCCCGGCCGCCGAACACGCGCGACUGACGCGCACGCCGCGCAGAGCGCGCGCCGCUGCUGCCCACCGCACGGCCGACGUCAGGCGGCCAGAAAACUGGUCUCGAUGAUCAAAUACAACCUCACGGAGUUUCCGGACGACCAGGAUGGCGAGUGCCAGCUGGACUCGGUCAACACCGGCCGCACCCACGUGCGCUUCCACUCAGGCCGGUCCAUCUGGGCCAGCCGGAGCACGCUGGAGAAGGUGCUGGUCGUCCUCUGCCUGGUGCUGCUUGCCAUCGCCGUGCUGCUGGUGGUGCUGAUGGCCAAGCAGGAUGAGAACAUCAUGUAUCUUCACCUGGGCCAUGGGAUCGGCCACCAUCACAAGGACUUCUGCGUGUCGCCGGCGUGCGUGGACGUGGCGGCCUCGAUUCUGAAGGGGCUCGACCUGACCGCCGACCCGUGCGAGGACUUCUACCAGUACGCCUGCGGCGGCUGGGUCAAGUCCAACCCGAUCCCGCACGGCCAAAGCAUGUGGGGCACCUUCGGCAAGCUCUGGCAGCAAAACCAGCUCGUCAUCAAAAACGUGCUCGAGACGCCGCCGGCCGGGCUGGCCAACGACGCCGAGAGGAAGGCGCAGCGCUACUACCUCUCCUGCGUGGACGCCAACGGCACGAGCGAGGCGCGCGGCGGCGCACCCCUGCUGCAGCUGAUCCACCAGAGCGGCGGCUGGAACAUCACCGACUCCAACUUCAGCGCCGUCACCUGGGACUUCCAGCGCGCGCUGCAGCGGCUGCACAACGAGUUCAACGCCGGCCCGCUCUUCACGUGGUCCGUGGUGGAGGACGACAAGAACUCCUCCAGCUACGUCAUACAGGUGGACCAGGGUCUGCUGGCGCUGCCCUCCCGGGACUACUACAUCAACAAGACCACCGAUGACGAUCCCGUGCUGGCGGCGUAUCUCGCAUACCUGACGCGGGUCGGUGUCCUCCUGGGCGGCUCGGAGGAGGACGUGCGGCGCCAGGCCAAUGACGUCAUCUCUCUGGAGAUCCAGCUGGCCAACAUCUCGACGCCGUCGGACGAGCGCCGGGACGAAGAGGCCAUCUACCACAGGAUGGGAGUCACCGACUUGCAGGAGACCGCGCCGUUUUUGGACUGGAGAGCGUUUUUCCAAGACGCCUUCGAUAAGGUGAACAUAACCCUCCCGGCGGAUCUAACUGUGGUUGUCUACGCACCAGAGUAUCUUUCAAGGCUGUCCAAAACACUCAACGAAUAUCUGGCCACCCUUCGGGGAAAAGUAAUUUUGAACAACUUUAUGAUGACGAAACUUGGCGGAGGCCUGGUUCGCUGCUUGAGCAAGGACUUCCGUGACGCCUACAAGAUGCUGAAGAAGGCGUUGGUGGGCACAGACGAGGACGAGGAGACGUGGCAUUACUGCGUGGACGACACAAAUGGUGCUCUCGGCUUCGCACUCGGCGCAAUGUUCGUGCGAAAAAACUUUAAGACAGCCUCGAAAGAACUGGCCGAGGAGAUGGUAGCCGACAUACGCAAGUCGUUCAUCUCCAACACGGCACAGCUCUCUUGGAUGGACGACGAAACGCGAAAGCUGGCGGAAGAGAAGGCCGAGGCCAUCACCAGAAUGAUCGGGUUCCCUCCCAACAUAUUGGAUGCAGAAUACCUUGAUGAAAAGUAUGGAGGCCUUGAAAUUAAAGAGAAUGAGUACUUUGAAAACAAUUUACGCCACGCCAAACAUUCUCUGAUCAAGAAUCUCGAGAAGUACGGAAAAGCUGUGAAUAAAACGAGGUGGGACAUGACCCCGCCGUCGGUCAACGCUUACUACUCAGCAUCACACAACAUGAUCGUAUUUCCGGCCGGCAUUCUGCAGGCGCCCUUCUACGACCCACAGUACCCACGCUCUCUCAACUUCGGCGCCAUGGGCGUGGUCAUGGGCCACGAGUUGACCCACGCUUUCGACGACCAGGGCCGCGAGUACGAUAAGAACGGCAACAUGAACCAGUGGUGGAAAAACGCCACCAUCCAGCGCUUCAAGGACCGUACCCAGUGUAUGGUGGAUCAGUAUUCCAAGUUCAAAGUCGGCAAUCUGACGGUCAACGGCCGGCAGACCCUGGGUGAGAACAUCGCCGACAACGGCGGCCUUAAGGCCUCGUUUGACGCGUACCGGCUGUACAGGAAACACCACGGCGAGGAGCUGCCUCUCCCCGGCGUCAACCACACCCACUCGCAGCUCUUCUUCCUCGCCUUCUCACAGGUGUGGUGUACGUCGGCCACGCCCGAGGCGCAGCGCAUGACGACGCUGAACGACAACCACUCCCCGGCGCGCUACCGGGUGAUCGGGCCGCUCUCCAACUCGCCGGACUUUGCGCGCGAGUACCGGUGUGCGGCCGGCUCCGCCAUGAACCCCGUGCACAAGUGCGAGGUGUGGUGAGCGGCGUCACCCGGCGCGGCGACGGCGAA
Messenger RNA from Pollicipes pollicipes, 2462 nucleotides. RefSeq names its product M13 family metallopeptidase neprilysin 3 (gene Nep3). Lineage: Eukaryota; Metazoa; Arthropoda; Thecostraca; Pollicipedomorpha; Pollicipedidae. Gene Ontology annotation, molecular function: metalloendopeptidase activity. The transcript is spliced from 15 exons. Gene Ontology annotation, cellular component: plasma membrane. The record is from RefSeq and is a predicted model, not a curated record. The coding region runs from base 115 to 2433 and encodes 772 amino acids. Gene Ontology annotation, biological process: protein processing.